Messenger RNA from Dujonia railenensis, 477 nucleotides. The record is from the annotation of a GenBank genome assembly. NCBI's taxonomy places the organism in Eukaryota, Fungi, Ascomycota, Pichiomycetes, Serinales, Debaryomycetaceae.
AUGUCGCUCUGUAAAACUAGGUUACAGGAGGAAAGAAAGCUCUGGAGGAAGGACCAUCCAUUUGGGUUCUUUGCAAAACCAAUCAAGGCCGAAGAUGGGUCCUUAGAUUUGACUACCUGGACGGCAGGCAUUCCUGGUAAGCAAAAUACAUUAUGGGAAGGUGCGACUUAUCCGAUAACUAUAACAUUCCCAGAAGAAUACCCAUCCAAACCCCCCAAAGUCAAAUUUCCUGCUGAAUUCUAUCACCCGAACGUAUACCCGAGUGGAACCAUUUGCCUAUCUAUCUUAAACGAGGAACAGGAUUGGCGUCCAGCCAUAACUUUGAAGCAGAUCGUCUUGGGGAUACAGGAACUCUUGACCUCGCCUAAUCCGGACUCGCCUGCGCAAGAACCUGCAUGGAGAGCGUUUCUUAAGGAAAAGGAUGUGUAUGAGAAGAAGAUAAAGGAGCAGGCCAAGAGGUAUAUAUCAACGACAUAA